Dromaius novaehollandiae (emu) is the source of this 2608-nucleotide messenger RNA. It is a transcript of the gene RNPS1, whose product is annotated as RNA binding protein with serine rich domain 1. Gene Ontology annotation, cellular component: cytoplasm; nucleoplasm; ASAP complex. NCBI's taxonomy places the organism in Eukaryota, Metazoa, Chordata, Aves, Casuariiformes, Dromaiidae. The transcript is spliced from 9 exons. Bases 647 to 1570 code for a protein of 307 amino acids. Gene Ontology annotation, biological process: mRNA splicing, via spliceosome. Gene Ontology annotation, molecular function: RNA binding. The record is from RefSeq and is a predicted model, not a curated record.
ACUGCGCCUGCCCGCUCGCGCGCCCUCACCCGCCCGCGGCGGCGCGUGACGCCAUCGGCGCGCGCCGCGCGGCGCCCUUCCCGCCCGCCCUGCGUGCAUCGCGCGCGACGGGGCAGGGGAGCGGCGGCUGAGGCGGGCGCCGAGGAUCCUGCGCCCUGGCUUCGCUCGUAGUAUGGCAACACGUACGGCGCGGUCGGCAGCGACAAGGCCUCGGUCCGCCCGGCGCCGUAACGUACCCACGGCGUGCGCACCGGGACGCGGAGCUGGCCGCCCCUGCGCUCCUCCGGCCCCCUCGCUGUAGUUAGCUUGGGCGAGCGGCCGUAACCUUGCAAAGAGGUGGCGAGCGUUGAACCUCUCCUCGCACGAGGAAACCUUUUCCCCCUUUUGCGCGUGAGGAUCGGAAGCGAACGGCCAUUAAGGGACUUGCCGUGCUGGUGCGGGGAGUCUGGGGGAGAGCUGAAUUUGCUUCCCUUGCUACAGAAUUGCAGCUCAGGUCUCUGCAAACCAACUCUUUAAAGCAGAGAGGCUGCUCUUUGGAGUAUAUUGCACUCGAUUAGGGAUCGGUUCUCAGAAUCAAGGAGUUAGAAGUGAUAUUUGAGAUAAGUGAGGCCCAUUCGGUGCUUCUUUGGACGCCUCCGAAGGGGAAAUGGAGUUAUCAGGAAUGAAAAAGAAGAGUUUGCUAGGACUCAAAGAAAAUAAUAAAAAAUCCAGCACUAGGGCUCCAUCACCAACCAAGCGCAAGGAUAGGUCUGAAGACAAAUCAAAGGACCGGCCCAAGGAUAAAGCAGCCACCAAGGAAUCGAGCGAGAAGGAUCGUGGUCGGGACAAGACACGCAAAAGGCGCAGUGCUUCCAGUGGGAGCAGCAGUACCAGAUCACGUUCCAGCUCAACUUCCAGUUCAGGGUCCAGUUCCAGCACUGGUUCUAGCAGUGGUUCUAGUUCUUCUUCUGCCUCAAGCCGAUCUGGGAGCUCUAGCACCUCACGCAGUUCCAGUUCCAGCAGCUCCUCUGGAUCCCCAAGUCCGUCUCGACGGAGACAUGACAACAGGAGACGCUCCCGCUCCAAAUCUAAGCCACCCAAGAGAGAUGAGAAGGAACGAAAGAGGCGGAGCCCCUCACCCAGACCUACAAAAGUGCAUGUUGGAAGGCUCACCAGAAAUGUAACCAAGGAUCACAUCAUGGAAAUUUUUUCCACUUACGGAAAGAUUAAAAUGAUUGACAUGCCAGUCGACAGGCUAAAUCCACAUCUCUCUAAAGGUUAUGCUUAUGUGGAGUUUGAGAACCCCGAUGAUGCUGAGAAAGCCCUGAAACACAUGGAUGGGGGUCAAAUUGAUGGUCAGGAGAUCACGGCCACAGCUGUUCUGGCACCACGACCUCGACCACCUCCCAGGCGUUUUAGCCCACCCAGGAGGAUGCUGCCACCACCACCGAUGUGGCGUAGGUCACCCCCUCGCAUGAGGAGAAGGUCCCGGUCUCCCAGGCGCAGAUCCCCUGUUCGCCGGCGAUCGAGAUCCAGAUCUCCUGGACGAAGGCGCCAUCGCAGCCGCUCCAGCUCAAACUCUUCACGAUAAAGCAAAAAGACUGGACAGCUUUUUAUUUUUUAACUUAAAUCCCAUCAAACUAAAUAUUGUACCUUUUUUUUAUAAUGGGUCUGGGUGAGGAGGAGUGAGAGGUAGAUUCCUGGCAGUGAAGGCAACCUAAGAGAAGAGAAUGCAGUUCCUAGCUGAUAGAUAGCCUUUGCUGUGGGGCUUCUAGUUUCCUGGCAUUUAGUUGAAAUUAUUUAAAAACGGCUUUGAUUUAAAGGCUGCAAAUACAAUAUCUCUUCCAGAUAAAUGGAGGGAAAGAUGCUCUAGCCUCUCUUUCACCAGCAGCAGGCUGCUGCUUGAUGAUUUCUAAAUGCUUAGCACGCUGUACAGACUAGCAUGUGAAUCUUGAACUAUUCUGGAAGCCCUGUAUAGUAAGGCAGGGAAACAUUUAACUCGGUCUCUAGGUGCCAGCACAGGAUCUUCAGAACAGCUGGAGUCCAGACUACAAAACCUGUCUUAGACUAAAAUAGUGAAUUGUCAUUUUAUUCCAAUUCACAGACAAUUAGUUUCUGCAUAAUGUUGCCAAAUAAACUUAUGUAAUGAAUACACUAACUGAACAACGAGCAGAAACAACGACUUCUGUGCAGCCCGCUGUUAUACAUGUUAGAAAUGAAGCUGGAAAUCUAAGAACGGGUUUGUAGCUGCCUGCUUAAGUGACUCCAUUUGCCUCUCCUGAAGGGGUUUGGUUAAGAAGAGGAUCUCCUACCCCUCCAGCCCCCCGCCCUCUGAAAUGGUGCAAGUGCUUCUGCUUUUACAAAUCUGCUCAAAUUAGCAACUGAGUAUCAACCCCCAGAAAUUGUGAGGCAGAGAGGGAGGCUUGGGGCCCUGAUGCUGUCUGGUUAACUGGGUUUGCAUUGGAAAAGGCAAAGAACUUACUGCCUCUUGUACAGUCGAUACUAUAAAGUUUGUUUGAAUUUUUUUUUCUUUUUUUUUUUGUAUAACUUUGUAGCCUUUUGGGCCAUGUUGUGUUUGUACUUGUGUAGGAUGAGCGAGUAUUGAAUAAAGCAGUAGGGUUGAGAAUAA